This is a messenger RNA of Chaetomium fimeti, 2184 nucleotides long. RefSeq lists its product as uncharacterized. The transcript has a single exon. The coding region runs from base 191 to 1801 and encodes 536 amino acids. NCBI's taxonomy places the organism in Eukaryota, Fungi, Ascomycota, Sordariomycetes, Sordariales, Chaetomiaceae. Gene Ontology annotation, molecular function: protein binding. The record is from RefSeq and is a predicted model, not a curated record.
GUUUGAUGUCACCUCAUGGGCCCGCUUUUAUCAUCUCGCGCUGGCAUUGGUUUGUUGGCCACCUCAUUUGCGCAGUGCUUUUUCGGAUUCACUUUUGCAACCACCACGGCUUGGAAUUUCUGGACGUGACGUGCCAUUGCACACGGGGCACUGCCUUUCAUAACCUCCCCGGGGACACACUUUUACCACCAUGUCUUCAACGUCGCAUCUUCUCCAUCUCCCUGCCGAGUUGCUUGUUAUGAUUUCGUCCCUUUUGCCCAAUCGCGACAUUAAAAGUCUGCGUUUGACGUGCCGCUUUCUCGUGUCUGCCAUCAAUCUACGCCUGACCCGCGUUUUCUUGUCGGCCAGUCGCCGCAACGUCGACGUGUUCCGAGCGAUUGCCCAGCAUGACACAUUUCGCAAGCAGAUCGUUGAGAUCAUCUGGGAUGAUGCGCGCCUCGUCGCGCGCGAGGCAGAGAGGGAAGCCGACUACCAUCCGUACGAGCGUUGGACCAUAGAUGAAAUUGUAGAGCUCCACGGCGACCAAUCUCGAGGCGACUGUCCGCGGUGGUUUUGGGAGGCUUACGAGGCAAAUCUCACAACGCUCGAGUCUCGACGGGGCUACGAUGUGGACCGGCCCGAUCAUGUCGCCCGCGACCAGGUCGCCGCAAAACGGCCGUCCCUGGAAGAGUCUUGGGCGCAUUAUCAGGUCCUGCUACGUCAGCAGGAUGAAGUGAUUCAUUCCGGUGCUGAUGCGGAAGCCUUUCGAUACGGCCUGGAGAGAUUUACCUCGCUGAAACGAGUCACCGUCACGCCGUUUGCUCAUGGCUUUUGGCUCACACCUUUGUACGAGACACCGAUGAUCCGUGCUUUCCCGCGGGGCUUCAACUACCCCAUCCCCCGGACGUGGCCGGUCAACGAUAAGGCCGAGAGACCUGUGGCGCAUCGGUGGAAUGAGAUGAGCGAGGACGAAAAGGACCGUUGGCGCGGCUUUCGUAUUGUCACUCGUGAGCUAGCAAAGGCCGAACGUUGCGGCGUUUCGGAAUUGUUCAUCGAUGUCAACCACCUCCUGUCAGGCAUCAACUGCACCAUCUUCUCCGAGCCAUCUGCCGAGUACGAUAAUCUCUUGAAUCUCCUUCGACGCCAAGGGUUUCGCCGCCUCGAUCUUGCUCUCACGGUCGGUGAUCAGGGAUACGAGGAGGAAUGGAGCGCUUUCCGGAGUGGAUAUCUCCGGCGCGCACUUUCUGAGACCUCCGAUCUGGAGCACAUCAGCCUGAGGACAGAUGAAGAUGAGCAAGACCCUGAUUGGAGCCAGGACCCUGUUCGGCAUUUCGUUCCUUUAAACACCAUCCUCCCAGUCGACAAUUGGCCAUUUCUCCGACACUUUGGGCUCUCACAGUUUCUCGUGCGGCAGGGGGAUUUAAUCUCAUUACUGGCCAGAUUGCCCACCACACUUCGGUCGGUAGAACUGAGUCACCUCGUUUUCCUACAAGGCAACUACCGCGAUUUCCUCGGGGAGAUGCGAGAUUCUUUGAAUUGGCGAACCCGUGCUAGGAGUAAAAGGCCGAAAAUCAGGUUGGCGAUCCCCAUACGACAGAGCAGUGAGUUGAGCAUAUGGGUGGAUAAGGAGGUGGACGAGUUUCUUUAUGCCGACGGCAUGAACCCCUUUCAGACGACAGAUGGACACACGGUGCCUUACGGGGUAGGUGUGGUGAGAGAUGUUUUCAACCCGAAUCAUGAACGGCCAAACUUGAGUCUACCAGGUUUGGCAGAUGCUGGCUAUAUCAAGCACGUCUACUUCAAUGGCCAGCGAAUUGUUUAGCUCAAAGCCAGGCUUGGUCGCCAUAGAUUGACACAUGUGCUGUUGACUCGUGUCAGCGGCGCAUGGGUACUGUGUUUGUGACCCAUUUCUCCUCGAACAAAAGAUUUGCAGCGGCGGACCUACCACCUGAUCGCCUGCAUUAAGCCGGUCAGCCUAAUGGUACGUUGGGCGAGGGAACGGUCAUUGGCCGGCAGCUCGUCUUUGGCGUUAGACAGGUAUCGUCACGAACUACAACUGCUCUUAUAAGGUCGUCGCAGAGGAUACGUACUACGAUAUUGCGUAGAGUUAGGAUUAACCUCAGUGACCUGUACGUCCGGAACUGAACAGUAGGAGCUUCCUGUGGCGGCUUGUAAACCGACGUGUUCAUUUGCGUUGGGGUCGAG